Molecule: messenger RNA, 744 nt
Organism: Tremella mesenterica DSM 1558
Lineage: Eukaryota; Fungi; Basidiomycota; Tremellomycetes; Tremellales; Tremellaceae
Product: putative glutathione peroxidase
Exons: 5
Coding region: 186-647 (153 amino acids)
Biological process (GO): response to oxidative stress
Molecular function (GO): glutathione peroxidase activity
Source: RefSeq, a predicted model, not a curated record
CUUUCUCUACAUUCCACCUAUCAACUCUUCACUUUUCACUUUUCACUUUUCACCAUCCCUUUCUAAACACGACAGUGAGAUAUAGAACAGUUUGAACAAGAACAAGAACAAUACGAAUAUUACAUAGUUCCAAUCUUCGAGUAAGAAAAGGACGUUAAAGUAACUUGACUUGAGAUUUAAUCAUCAUGUCAGACAUAUAUUCUUUUACCGUUCAACUACCUAAAGAUACCAUCCCUCUAUUCGAACAUAAAGACAAGACGUUGUUAUUCGUCAAUGUAGCUAGCAAAUGUGGCCUCACACCGCAAUACAAAGACCUUCAAGCUUUAUACGAAAAAUACAAUUCCAAAGGUCUUGAAAUCAUCGGAUUCCCAUGUAAUCAAUUCAAAGGACAAGAACCAGGUACGGAUCAAGAAGUUUUGGAAUUUUGUCAAUUGAAUUAUGGUGUUACUUUUCCUUUGGCCGUCAAGGCGGACGUUAAUGGACCUGAAACUCAACCACUUUGGGCUUAUCUCAAAUCUCAUGCGGAACCACCCGUCGAAAAUAUCGAUUGGAACUUUUCCAAGUUUUUAGUUAAAGAUGGUAAAGUUGUGUGGUUCCCCGCUAGGAGCACUAAAGUUAACGACGUUGAAGCUGCUCUAGGUUUGUAGAAUGUGUAGAGUGUGUACUGUAUCAAGCCGUGUCCAAGGUAUAGUUAAAUAUACAGAUAGAAGUAGGAAAAAGUGAUGCAUCGUAGUUUGAGAUGGU